AUGUCAAAGCUGUCACGGCGUGACAACCGGCUGAAAUGGAAUAACGCCCAUUCGAUACAUUUACGCCUUAGACCGGGCUGUACUCGCUUAUGGAGGAUCCAAGUUGGCUUCUCGCCAACGGUAACUUUCUGUCACAAACCUGGCUAUGAGAAGAGUAUGAUGGCAAGAAAGGCAUGCGGCCAAUCCCGGGGACAUCUUGACUCCUAUGACGCUAACAUGAUAUGA
Messenger RNA from Neurospora hispaniola, 225 nucleotides. RefSeq lists its product as uncharacterized. Lineage: Eukaryota; Fungi; Ascomycota; Sordariomycetes; Sordariales; Sordariaceae. The transcript has 2 exons. The record is from RefSeq and is a predicted model, not a curated record. The coding region runs from base 1 to 225 and encodes 74 amino acids.